AUGGCGGAACUCAAAUCCCUCGCAAUUCUCUCCAUCAUCUUGCUAAAUCUGAUCUCGAUUCUCCCAUUCCGAACAGUAUCUUUCUCUCCCGAUCACCCCACCGAUCGCCAGAUCCUAGUUCUGCUCGACAGUUUAUCCCUCAAGUCAUCGCAUUCCCUCUUCUUUGCAGCCCUCCAAUCCCGCGGAUUCAACCUCGAUUUCAAGCUCGCCGAUGAUCCUUCCGUCGCCGUCAAGCGCUAUGGCCAGUACUUGUACGACGGCAUCAUUCUCUUCUCUCCUACAGCUGACCGGUUUGGAGGGUCGUUGGAUGUGAAGGGGAUUUUAGAUUUUGUUGAUUCGGGCCGUGAUUUGAUUUUGUCCGCCGAUUCGAAUGCCUCUGAUUUAAUUCGGAACAUAGCCGCCGAAUGCGGUGUAGAUUUUGAUGAGGAUCCUUCUGCUAUGGUUAUCGAUCACACUGGUUACGCUGUCUCAGAAAAUGCUGGAGACCAUACCUUAAUUGCUUCUGAUAAUUUUAUUCAGUCUGAUGUUAUUCUUGGAAGCAGUAAAAUAGAGGCCCCUGUCCUCUUUAAAGGGAUUGGACAUUCAGUGAAUCCCGAAAAUAGCUUGGUUUCGAAGGUUCUUUCUGCAUCUUCUUCAGCUUAUUCCGCAAAUCCAACCUCAGAAUUGUUAAACCCUCCACCUCUUACUGGAACAGCUAUAUCAUUAGUUUCGGUUCUCCAGGCUAGGAAUAAUGCAAGAGUUAUGAUAUCUGGAUCAUUGGACUUGUUUAGCAACCAGUUGUUCAGAGAAGGAGUGCAGAAGAAUGGGAGCUUGAAAAAAUAUGGAAAAUCUGGUAACGAACAAUUUGUCGCUGAACUUAGCAAGUGGAUAUUCCAUGAAAGAGGUCAUCUGAAGGCCGUCAACCUGAAGCACAAUAAAGUUGGUGAAAGUGAAGAGCCUUCAACGUACAGGAUCAAUGAUGAUCUGGAAUUCUCUGUGGAAAUCUAUGAAUGGUCUGGUACUAGUUGGGUCCCGUAUGUCGCAAAAGACGUUCAAGUGCAGUUCUACAUGAUGAGCCCCUAUGUCUUGAAAACUUUGUCCACAAACCAGAAGGGACACUAUUACACUUCAUUCAAGGUACCAGAUGUUUAUGGAGUUUUCCAGUUUAAGGUCGAGUAUCAGAGGCUUGGGUACUCUAGCUUCUCAUUGUCGAAACAGAUUCCCGUAAGACCCUUCCGGCACAAUGAAUAUGAGAGAUUCAUCACAACGGCUUUUCCUUACUAUGGUGCUUCAUUUUCUACGAUGGCUGGAUUCUUCAUCUUCAGCAUCAUUUACCUGUACCACAAGUGA
Molecule: messenger RNA, 1329 nt
Organism: Striga hermonthica
Lineage: Eukaryota; Viridiplantae; Streptophyta; Magnoliopsida; Lamiales; Orobanchaceae
Source: the annotation of a GenBank genome assembly